ACAUGCGCACUGUCCCCGCUCGGGAGAUGGGUGGCUUUCGUAUUCUGGGCCACGUCUGGGGUGGCUGGCGGCGGGGGCCAGGGGUCCUCGCAGCGUCCACGGCCGCAGGCUUUGGCACCGAAGCCCGACAUCAGCUGCGACGUCGAGGAUCCAGCGAACGGUCGGGGCCCCUGGGGGACCAGCCAUUCCCGGGGCUGCUACAGCUAGAGAACCUCAGUCGAGAGGGGCUGGUUGAUGUGCUGAGGGCAGCUGUAGUGGACCAGAAAGGACCUCUUGUGACGCUGAAUAAGCCACCGGGUCUACCAGUGACAGGAAAACCAGGGGAGCUGACGUUGUGCUCGGUGCUGCCAGAGCUGAGCCAGUCCCUGGGCCUGAGGGAUCGGGAGCUCCAGAUUGUCCAAGCAUCUGGGAAAGAGACCUCUGGGCUUGUACUCCUCUCCAGCUGCCCUCAGACAGCAAGCCGCCUCCAGAAGUUCUUCAUCCACUCACGGAGAGCCCAGAGACCCAUAGCCACCUACUGUGCUGUCACUGAUGGGAUCCCAGCUACUUCUGAGGGGAAUAUCCAAGCAGCUCUGAAACUGGAACACGUUGAUGGCGUUGAUUUAGUAAUUCCAGUGAAGUCCCCAUCCCGAAAGGACUUCCAAGAAGGUGUCAAGAAGACCUUCAGCCACUUCCACGUGGUGGCCAUGGGCUCUGGCUGUGCCCUGGUCCAGCUGCAGCCACUGACAGUGUUCCCCAGUCAGCUCCAGGUACACAUGGUACUACAGCUCUGCCCUGUGCUUGGAGAUCACACAUACUCUGCCCGUGUGGGCACUGUCCUGGGCCAGCGCUUUCUACUGCCAGCGGAGAGCACCAAGCCCCAAAGACAGGUUCUGGACGGAGCCCUCAUCAGACGCCUCCGCCUGAGCCCCGCCCAGUCUGCCCAGCUGCCCCUGCAUCUCCACCUGCACUGUCUCCAUCUUCCAGGCCUGAGGCCCAGGGAGGCCCCCAUGAAGCUUCUGGCACCCCUGCCCCCUUAUUUCUCCAGGACCCUACAGUGCCUGGGGCUCCGCCAACAAUAGUCCUCCUUCUGUUCCUUCUGUUUCCACUGGGAAGCAGUGGGGAUGGGGGAGGGGGAAGGAUGAACCUAGGAUCAGGCCUGAGGAGAAUGAGGUCGGUGCUCAGCGUGAACUAAGGCCAUGCUUUAAGAUCCUGGGCUCUGCAUUCGGACAAACUUAAGAUCAGAGCCUGGCUAGGCCACUCGCUGGACGGUUUUAGGCAAAUGACUUCACCUCUCUGGAUAUGAGUUAAUAAAAGUACCUACCUCACAGUACGGUUUUGAGGAUUUGCUGAGAAAGUAAACAUUUAUCAUGGAUCAUGCUUUCUGCUGAGUUCAA
This is a messenger RNA of Ailuropoda melanoleuca (giant panda), 1376 nucleotides long. RefSeq names its product RNA pseudouridine synthase D3 (gene RPUSD3). Gene Ontology annotation, molecular function: RNA binding; pseudouridine synthase activity. Lineage: Eukaryota; Metazoa; Chordata; Mammalia; Carnivora; Ursidae. The transcript is spliced from 9 exons. The record is from RefSeq and is a predicted model, not a curated record. Gene Ontology annotation, biological process: pseudouridine synthesis. Bases 3 to 1061 code for a protein of 352 amino acids.